AUGCAUGUCAGUGGAAUUCCCAUAAGUAAACAACUACUGUUAGCCUGCCUCCUCUUUAGCACUGUCUAUGGACAAACCUCAGGACCAUAUUUCAUGGUGACAUUUCCUGCAGUGAUAGAGUCUGGCUCUGAGGCUAAACUCUGUGUGAGUCUCCUGAGGCCUAAUGAGACUCUACAAAUGACCAUUUACCUCAUUCACAACAAUCACAGCAGAACACUUGUAGAGGAGACAGUGGAGGAAGAGUUUCAUCGCUGCUCCCAGUUCAAGGCUCCAGAGGUUGAUGGCCAGUCUCUGCAGGAGAUAAAAGUGCAAGUGAAAGGUGAAAGUUUUGAGAUGACAAAGAAAAGCAGAGUCCUGUUUAAGUCAUACAGCAAACUAACAUUUAUUCAGACUGAUAAACCAAUCUACAAUCCUGGCCAAACAGUGAAUUUCAGAGUUGUCGCCAUGGAUUCAAAUUUUGUUCCCCUUGAACAAAAGUACAGCGCAGUGACAUUGGAGGAUAAUAAUAAUAACAGAAUUGGUCAGUGGAUGAAUGUGUCCUCCUCAGGCCUGAUACUGCAGCUUUCUCAUAAGCUAAAUUCUGAGGCUCCUCAGGGCUUGUAUAAGUUGAAGGCCAACAUUGGUAACAAACUGACUGAACAUCAUUUUAAAGUGAAAAAGUAUGUUUUACCUAAGUUUGAGGUUACAAUAAAAGCACCAGAACAACAAAGCGUCGGUGAGGAGGAACUGAAGUUAGAGAUUUGCGGAAAGUACACAUAUCGACAACCAGUUUCUGGAAAAGCACUCUUGCGGGUGUGCCGGCCAUUCUGGAGGUAUGCUUAUUAUGAGGAUGUCCCUAUGAUUUCAUUAUGUCUGACUGAAACGGUGGAGCUCAGCAGGACUGGUUGUGCCUUUCCCUCCUUCAAUAUAUCAACAUUCAUGAAUACUGAAAUGGAAAGUAAUUUACAAGAUUCUCUUGCUGUUACUGCCACAGUGACAGAGGAAGGCACAGCAAUUUCCAUGGUAAAGUCUGAAAAUAUACAGCUCACUUUUCAAAUUGGUAAAGUUGAGUUCCUUGAUUUACCAAAAACCUUUGAACGAGGGACAAUUCUAGAGGGAAAAAUCAAACUUACAAAUUUCAGGGGAAGAGUCAUUCCCAACAAGACAGUCUAUAUUUUUACUGAAGGGUGGUCUCCAAAGCUACUUCUUAAUCUCACUACAGACAUGAACGGAAUGGCAAACUUCUCAAUGAAUGCACCUGAUGGCCCAGAAACACAAAUGACUCUGUUUGCAAGUGUUGUUCCACAAAUCCGAUACAAGUAUAAAACACCCCAUUUUACAACCAGUGAAGCCCAUAUACAACUGUUCCAACUUGCCACACCUUACAGUCCAGUAUACAGUCAAUUGUUAAUAGAAAGCUUAAACAAACCACUAAUAUGUGGUGCCGAAGCUUCCAUAACUAUUAAGUAUUACAUUGUUGGGGAAACCAAUGAGACUUUCAGCACUGAUAUUAUAUACAUGGUCUUAUCUAAAGGAGCUAUAAUCCAUCAUGGCUAUGAGAAAGUUGAAGUUAAGGAUUCUAGUAGGUUGAGAGAGGGAAAACUCUCUUUUGAACUGUUUAUUAGUACUGAGCUGGCUCCUACGGUUCAGGUUCUGGCAUACUGUGUACUGCCCAGUGAGAACAUUAUUGGUGCCAGCAAAAAUUUUGGCGUGGAAAAAUGUUUCAAAAACAAGGUGUCUCUGCAGUUCUCUCCCUCCCGGGCAGUUCCUGGGGAGGAGAACACUCUCCAGCUCUCAGCUCUGCCUGGUUCACUGUGUGGCCUCAGCGCAGUAGAUCAGAGUGUGUUCAUCAUGGAGCCCAGAGAUCGCCUGAACACUGACACGAUCUUUAAUUUGUUACCAGUGACAUCAGUGGUAGAUUACCCUUCUGAGGUUAAAGAUGAGGUGGAAUGCUUGCAUGAAAGUCUAGACUGGAAGGCUGGGAUAGACUAUGUUUACGAUGCUUUAAAGAGUGUGGGACUGCAGAUGGCAACUAAUUUGGUUAUUAGUGUACCUUACUGUCACAAUGAGUAUGAGUUCAUGGAGGAGCUUUCCUUGGUUCUAGAUGAGGCAUUAGGAUCAGCAAUAUCUGGAUUUCUCAAUGAUGUUAGUCCUUUAGAGACAGUUCGUACAUUCUUCCCCGAAACUUGGAUAUGGCAGCUUGUUGAAGUGGGAGACUCUGGAUCAGCACAGGUUCCGGUCACUGUCCCUGACACCAUCACCACAUGGGAGACGGAGGCUUUCUGCCUGUCCCCCCAAGGUCUGGGACUUGCUCCUCCUGCUGAGCUCACUGUCUUCCAGCCCUUCUUCCUGGAGCUCUCACUGCCCUACUCCAUCAUCAGGGGAGAGAUCUUUGAGCUCAAGGCCACUGUCUUCAACUACUUUCCUAAAUGCAUUUUGGUUAAAGUGACUCCAGCCCCCUCCACACACUACACUCUGAAAGCCUCCUCUGAUGGCCAGUAUUCAUCCUGUUUGUGUGCAAGUGGUAGGAAGACCUUCAAGUGGACUCUGACUCCAUCUGUGCUUGGAGUCAUGAAUGUGACAGUCAGUGCAGAGGCUGAACAGUCCCAGACUGUGUGUGACAAUGAGAUUGUGAGCGUUCCAGAGAGAGGCCGUAUUGAUACAGUCACGCGAAGCCUGGUUGUACAGGCUGAAGGAACUGAAAAAACCAAAUGCCAGAGCUGGUUGCUUUGUCCACAAGGGAGCAGUGUUUCAGAGGAGCUGGAGCUCACUCUUCCUGAAGAUGUAGUAGAGGGAUCAGCAAGAGCUUCUGUUUCAGUGCUUGGAGACAUACUGGGACGUGCACUAAAAAACUUUGAUGGACUACUUAGGAUGCCAUAUGGCUGUGGAGAACAAAACAUUGCUCUCCUCUCCCCCAAUAUCUACAUUCUUCAGUACCUACAGAACACUGGCCAGCUCACUGCAGCUAUUCGUGAGAGGGCGACUGAGUUCCUUAAGAGCGGAUACCAGAGGCAACUGAACUACAAGCAUUUUGAUGGUGCAUAUAGCACAUUUGGCAGGGGAGAAGGGAACACAUGGUUAACUGCUUUUGUCUUGAGGACUUUUGGCCAAGCACAAAAUUACAUCUUUAUUGAUCCAGAAAAUAUUGACAGUGCAAAGACAUGGUUGAUAAAAAAGCAGAGACCAGAUGGCUGUUUUAUCAGACAGGGGAGAUUGUUCAACAACAGAAUGAAGGGCGGUGUAAAUGAUGAUGUAACCAUGACUGCAUAUAUCACUGCAUCAUUGUUUGAACUGGGAGCUGAAGUCAUGGAUCCUGCAGUGAGUGGAGGGUUGAGAUGCUUAAAGUCCACUAUUGGUAACCUGACAAACACCUACACAACUGCCCUGUUGGCUUACACUUUCAGUCUGGCUGGAGAGAACGACGCUCGAGAUCAGUUGCUAACAGAGCUGGACAGUGUUGCCAUUUCAGGAGAUGGUCGCCUUCAUUGGUCUCAGUCAGCAUCAGGUGAUUCGGACUCCUUAGCAGUGGAGAUCAGCUCCUACGUGCUGCUCGCUGUUCUCACUACAGAUCAGCUCUCUACUGCUGACUUGGGCUACGCCAACAGGAUCGUCAGCUGGCUGGUGAGACAGCAGAAUCCCUAUGGAGGCUUCUCCUCCACCCAGGACACAGUGGUGGCCCUCCAGGCUCUGGCUCUGUACUCCACCAAAGUGUUCAGCUCAGAUGGCUCCAGCACAGUAACUGUGAAAUCAGCAGGUGGAGACAGUCACCGGUUUGAUGUUCACCAAAACAACAAGUUACUGUACCAGGAGAAACCUCUGCAGGAUGUUCCUGGCAAAUACAGCAUUGAUGUAAAAGGAUCCACCUGUGUGUCAGUACAGGUGGCUCUUUUCUACAACAUCCCCACACCUACUGAAACCAGCACAUUACACAUCAAAGCUGAGAUUGAGGGAAAUUGCACAAAAUCAUUUAGGAACACUUUGUCUCUCUUUGUCUCAGUCAUAUAUAAUGGAACAUUACCCAGCACUAAUAUGGUUAUAGUGGAUAUUAAGCUCUUAUCUGGAUUCACAGCUGAUCCCAGUGCCCUAAAAAAUAGCCAACAUAUGGAACGAGUUGAUUCUAAAGCUGACCAUAUUAUCAUGUAUAUAAAGGAGGUUCCAAGGAAUAUUCCUAUGUAUUAUCAGCUGUUUAUUAAUCAGGUGCUACCAGUCCAGAAUCUCAAGCCUGCUGUGAUCAAAGUUUAUGAUUACUAUCAAACAAGUGACCAGUCUGAAACAGAAUACUCAUCUCCCUGUGUGUGAAAUUUCACAUCUGCAGGCCCAUGUUAAAGGACUUGACUAUUUGCUGCAUCUUGCUUCAUUGAAUUAAUAAGUAAUUUUUGAUGCUAUCAUGCAUAUCUCAAAUAAAAGCAUAA
Molecule: messenger RNA, 4391 nt
Organism: Electrophorus electricus (electric eel)
Lineage: Eukaryota; Metazoa; Chordata; Actinopteri; Gymnotiformes; Gymnotidae
Product: alpha-2-macroglobulin-like
Cellular component (GO): extracellular region
Molecular function (GO): endopeptidase inhibitor activity
Source: RefSeq, a predicted model, not a curated record